Messenger RNA from Oncorhynchus gorbuscha (pink salmon), 2872 nucleotides. Its product is annotated as rho GTPase-activating protein gacJ-like. The coding region runs from base 106 to 1098 and encodes 330 amino acids. The transcript has 10 exons. The record is from RefSeq and is a predicted model, not a curated record. Lineage: Eukaryota; Metazoa; Chordata; Actinopteri; Salmoniformes; Salmonidae.
GGAUGCACUAGACUGCACUGCAUUUCCUCACUCUGUUAGUGACACAGUCUACAGCAGGCUACUAGAGUGACAAGGAAAGAGAACUACACACAAGGGUUACUCAAAAUGGACAAAAUGCAGUUGACUUUUUCCUGUCUGACUGUCCUUUUGGGUCUCGUCCUGGCUUCUACCACCACAGCCCAGACACAGCCAGUCAAUCCCACUGUAACCCAGCCCACCUCAGCCUCCGACCCAGCCAACAACACAGCCACUCUAGGACACACCACGGUUGUAGACAACAAUAAUUUAACAUUAUCCGCCAUAAACCCAAACCUUACUGAUCUCAUUUUUGAUAACGUCCCUAUAACCAAUUCCACCGGGAGGCCUAACCACACGGUAACCACACCACUGAAGACCAGUUCAGAUGCCUCUCCAGGACCGACAUCCUGGCCCUCACCAAUGGACGUCUCUACAUCAAAGCUCCCAGCAGAGGCCAGCAGCACAACUGCUAGCACUUCUGCUACUAGCACCACCGAGAAUAGAAGUUUGGCGGGAACUGCUCAACCAAAACCCUCUGCGAGAAAAUCGCCCCACAUUGGGUUGAUCAUCUUUAUUGUGAUCAUCAUCGCUGCCUGUCUGCUUGGACUAAUAUGCUUCUUUACUAAGAAGACAUCAAGGAGGUACUCCGUAGAUCUCCGAGACAGGCAUGAGGAUCUGCCUCUGAGUACUGCGGAUCCCGACGCCGUGUUUGACAACUCCUCAACACAGAAGGGGAUGGACACCUUUACCGCCGUGGAUCUCAACAGCACCGAGGUCCUGGUUAAGGGAAGUGAGGGAGAAAGAGCAGAUAGUGAGAAAAUCUCUGACUCUGACCCACCGCCUGCCAGCCCUGUGGACAAACCUGAUGAGGGGGCCCCUGGAGAUGUGGCCCCUGAGGCCCCAGUGGGGGAGACUGAUGACGAGAACACUGUCUCCAAUAAGACCUCAGUGGAGUCAGUGGAGGCCAACGAGAGCAACAACAAUAACACCAGCAUCACCGCCAGGGUCGCUUCAACAACUCCAAGAGGACGGGCAAUGACCAGCAGCUUCUCUGAGGUUCCUCUGGACAACCCGGCCUAAAAGAGAUCCUCCUUUAUCUGCAGCCCCUUCACAACCACGUAAGAUCGUACGAAUGGCUUACCAAGUAAAACUUCCUAGAGGACUCAUUCAAGAUAAAAAGGAGUUGGAGCACUCAACAACAAAAAAGACAGCCACUGCAUUUUGUAACUUCGCCAUGUUGGCAGUAGUACACGCUUUCAAAUGAUGCCCGUCUGACCACAUUUAGAUUCAUAAUGGACCUUUUUUGGAAUGUGUAAACAACAGUAAUUGUGUGAUGCUGGGAAUACAGGGCAAUGCUUGCUCUAGUUCCUCAACAGCAGCUAGGAGAGCUGAAAAAAAAGCACCUUAUAGGGAAAGACUCUUUGAGUCAUAAAAGUGCAUUACUUUGGAGAGGUGCGUGGCCACCUGGGGAAAGAAACCAGUUAGUCCUCUCACUCAAACACUUUUUUUCUCCUCCUUUUUUUCUCUUAUGUUGUGCCUACCCCAAAUGUCCCAUGAAUAUUCUUAUCAUGUUACUGAAUGUGUCCACAGUUUUUUCAGAUUUCCUUAUCAACAAAUGCGGGGAAAGGUGCAGUAAAUGUAAAAUGCACAUAACGUCAACACUGUAAUGUUUGAAUUCAGUCUUGUGUCAGAUUGACUGUUUUGUCCUCGCCUUUUAGUCUGAUAAUGUUCUCAAUCUCCAAACUGUUCAUUUUGAAUUGCUACUAUGGUUAUGCAUACGCUUUCCAUCUUUCUUCUGUAAGAAACAUUUUCAUUUCUCCCGAUCCUUAUAGGCCGAUUCCCACGAGUGUAAGCCACUACAGUAACUUUAUACCUGACAGAAUGGGGACAGCAUGGACAAGUGGGCUAGUCUGGUCAUUCAACGACAGAGUACAGUGUAACAUUCCUAUGUAAUAUACUGUAACUGUGGCAGACAGCGUCCCGGCAGGGUGCAUGGCUCUUGCCUGGACAGCAGCUGCAGACCCAGCUCUGCUAUAUAGGACACUCCAUCCUCAACUAAGAAAACAUUCCACCCCACUGCAACUGUACUGUCCCCUUCCCACUUCCCCCAACAUGCAGGGUUUGACCCUCGUGUAGAUUACAGUUCCAGGUUUUCCACUAGAAAUGCCAGGGCCCAUAGGUUCACUGAAGUAGGAUUUUCUGUGACAAGAUCCAAGUAUGAGGUGACUGAAUUUAGUGUGAAGUAUGAAGGUGCUGAGUAUUUGCCAUUGCCUUAUUGUCUGUGACUUCUAGACAAUGACAAAGAAACAAAUGAUUGGUUUGAGAAAGACUCUUUAUUAAUUUUCACUGCAAUGUAUCGCCAACAAGUAGUAAAGCUUAAAUUCAAUAUUUUUAUCAAAUAAUGCUUGUUUUUUAUAGCUACAAGGGACCUGAAGUUCUAAAUCAAAUAUCUAAAUGAUCCUUGGUAUGACCAUCUUAAAACAAUUCCAUUUGUUAUCUUAGUAGAACCCCCAAUGUGUCCAUGUGAAAUUAUGGAAAACCGUUGUUUAUGAUAUGUUGGGAUGUCCAUGUGAAAUUAUGCAUUUGUGAUAGAAAGGUCUUGUGGGCUAUCAUGUUGGAACAUUCCUGAAAGGAGUUCCUGGAUAGAGUACAGGCUGGGCAGGUAGCAGGUUGGCUAGAGUAGAGCCAUACCUGAGUUUUGUUAUCAGGAAAUAGUUGUUGCCUGAAUAUUUUUUACUGAGAAUAUCUUUGAUUUUUUCAAGUCUUUGUCAACAUCCUGUUCUGUUCUGUACAACGUAUAUUGGCCAAUUUGUCCUGCACCUGUUAAUAUUGUAAAUAAAAGCCUCUGAGUGGU